CAGCGUUCUUAUCGCGGGGUUGUCCAGUCUCUGACCGAAAAUCAGCAACCAUUAGUAAAUCCGCGAUCGUUCAUACAACAUGCAGAAGUCGUUGAUCUGCCUGCUCGUUUUUGCGUGCCUGGGUAUUGGUACUUGGGCAAUCGAUGGUGUAAAGGGUGGACAUCGACCACGUUACCCUACGAGCGGAAGUCAGCAUAGUGGUACUAAUUCAACAAAUGGUCUUUGCUACAAGACAGUGCCAUAUAGCCAUGUCUUAGCUCUGAACUCCAGUGGAUCGCCUUAUAAUACCAUUCCCCAACCAACUGAAGGCAGUCAACCCAGUAACAGCGGUUGGAUCACCAUCUUGGACUGUUGCGACGGCUACCGGCGCAACGUGACGACCGGUCGAUGUGAGCCACAUUGCGAUCGCGGCUGUUUCGGCGGCCACUGCACUGGACCGAAUAUCUGCAGCUGUCAAGAAGGAUGGCGUGCCGAGGAAGGUGUUUGCAUGCCCGUCUGCACAUACCAGUGUCAAGAGAACGCUUAUUGCUUCUCUCCCGAGGUGUGCGUGUGUAAACUUGGCUACGACGAGAUCAACGGCGAGUGCAAGCCGAUCUGUCCCAAUGGAUGCAGGAACGGCGAAUGCGUGGCGCCGCGCGUUUGCAGGUGCAGACCGGGAUUCGUUCUGAAUGAUCGCAAGGAGUGCAUGGCCGCAUGCGAGGGCGGCUGCGCGCACGGCGAGUGCACCGCGCCAGGUGUAUGCACCUGUCACGAAGGGUACUCGAAUCCUACCAACGACUACGAGUCCUGCGUUCCUCAUUGCCCAGGUGGUUGCAUCGGCGGCAAUUGUAUCGCUCCCGGUCAAUGCAAGUGCGCGUCGGGCCACGACCCAGACUCUCACGGCAGAUGCAAUCCCGUACACUCGAGGAACUGUACUGACGGCGUGUGCGACGCACCGGACUCAGGCAUGUGCAGGCCAGGCUACAAGAACGACUACUACGGCAAUUGCGUGCCAGACUGUCCAGGUGGUUGCGUCGGCGGUGAUUGUGUCUCGCCCGGACGAUGCCAGUGCAGGCCGGGCUAUACGCUGAGCCGGAGCGGUGUGUGCACAUCGACCAUACCGGGCGCAUCGCAAUGUGAUUACGGAUAUGUGCUCGAUCCCUCCAGCGGCAGAUGCAUCCCUAUACCGCCGACCAACCCGUCGCAAUCCGGCGACUGCAGAUACGGCUGCGGUACGCACGGCGUUUGCGUCGGGCACAAUCGCUGUUCCUGCCAGCCAGGAUACAGCAACGAUCCCGAUACCGGUAGAUGCGUCCCCAUCACGACCUCCAACUCGACCUCAUACUGCAGACACGACUGCGGCCCGAACGCCCGGUGCGCCGCACCGAACGUGUGCGUCUGCGACUCGGGUUUCUUCAACGAUCCCAAUAGCGGUAGAUGCGUCCGUUAUGAGGGGGAAGAUACAGAUGUGGUUUGCUCGCAUCAUUGCUUGAACGGUCAAUGCACCGGACCGAAUCAGUGUACUUGUAACCGCGGAUACACGCUCGACAUUAGAGACCCCACGCGCUCUAUAUGCUUGCCGGUGUGCUUCGGCGGGUGCCCGAACGGUGUGUGCACCAUGCCGAAUUAUUGCAUUUGCAAUCUCGGAUAUCGGAAGGAGUCCGGGGUCAAGGGCCGUCAGAGGUGCGUCCCAGUGGAGUUGACAACGCGACGUACGUUGGACUCUAACGCAUUAAUCGCUCGUCUGUUAUCGCGGCUACUUAAAACACAUCUUAUACAGUUAAUCAUUAUGAAGUUCUGGUGUGUUAUAUGUAUAUGUAUUUCCGGCAUUCUACAAACCGUACAUACUCAUCCAGACCAACACAAGUUUGUGACUUGGAAAGAGAAAUUGUGCAAUAAAAUCGUCAGUCACCAAGAAUCCAAAAAAGUCCCGUAUUUAGAAACGUAUAAAAAUAACAUAACAAGCAUAUAUCAUAGAAACAAACCUCAAUGGAAUUUUAAGACUGAGUAUUACACAGUAACAUACAGAACAAAAGUAUGUUGCGACGGAUAUAGAGAGACAAAUAAUUCUAUGUGCGAACCAAUUUGCGAGCCGCCUUGCGGAAACGGCACAUGCAUAUACCCGCAUAAAUGCGAGUGUCCCAUGGGAUAUAGACUUAACAAGAAAACUACCGAAAUCAUUAGUAACGGUAUGUCACACUUUAUUCCUAAAUGGACAUGCGAACCGACUUGCGGUACGGGAUGCAUUAAAGGCAUUUGCAUGGACAAAAAAAAUCCUUGUCCGUGCAAUGAAGGAUAUCGUUUAAAAUAUUUUGUAUCUUUUAAGGACAUGUUACAUGAAAAUCUCUGCGAAGCCAUUUGCGAGCCGAGUUGCAUAAACGGUAUCUGUAGUAAGCCCAACGUGUGUAAGUGUAGUGUAGGUUACCGUCUAUCGACGAACUCCACGAAUGAGUGUGAACCUAUCUGCAACCCGGCCUGCAGGACAAAUGAAAUCUGCAUAGCGCCCAACGCCUGCACUUGCAAGGAAAACUAUCACGUAAAGUAUAACCGCCAGAACAUAUUAUUGUCUAAAUGUGUACCGACCUGCAAAGGCGACUGUGGUAACGGUACGUGCAUUGCGCCAAAUCUAUGCAAGUGCGUCUGGGGUUACCAAAAUACAAAAGAAGGCGGAUGUGAGCCCAUCUGCAAAAUGUGUAACAACGGCAUUUGCGUCGCACCUGGAGUCUGCAAGUGUCAUUACGGAUGGACCGGGAAAUAUUGCGAUGAUUACGCUAUAUGCAUCUUAAUCUUAGAUAAUAACGAAAAUCGCUCUCAGACGCUGAAGAUCAUUGACGAAAAUUCCACGACUAAAAAUAUUCUCAUGAAUAAUCCAGCAUGCCCAGAAUGCAUUAAUAAAUUAAACAAUGAAAUCUCGUGCUUUAGGAUGUAUCGCAUCAACGAUACAAAAGAUACAGCACCAAUCGGCUGUUUAAUGGAUAUAGAAUGUUCUGAAUUGUGGAGGCAAUAUAAAAAUCGAAAAGCAAUUUUAACACAAAUCGCAAUAUAUCUCGGAAUAUUAAUUCUAACACUAGGUCCUCUGAUGAUAUAUACUUUACUACGGAAAUAUCGAAACUAUCAGCUACAAACUAUAGACACUGGAAGAACGCAUUACGAUGGUCAGUCUAAAUAUUACAGAGCACAUGUUCACAUCGUAGAGAAACUAGAAAUCAUGGGAUUACUCAGAAGUUUGGUCGCUAUUCUGACUGUCAGAGUAUUGUUAUUAGAAGUAGCUACUGGGAGAAGCUACUGGAAUUGGUCACUUAGACCAAUUGAAUUCCGCACCAUAACUCCUUCAUAUUCAGCAGAUUAUAAACAGCUUAUGGUAUCCCCUAAAAUGGAUAAUCUCGAAAAAGAAAAGUGUACUGAAAUAGUCAGUCAUAAGAUACCGCAAUACGUUCCUUAUACGGAAACAUAUAGAACGAGAUCAUGGACCGGAUUUUAUCAAAUCAAGACUCGUCUGAAUUAUAAAAUAGAGUAUCAUACUAUACACACUGUAAGACCAACGUGCUGCGAGGGUUAUCAGAAAAUCGGCCUGAAUUGCGUGCCAUAUUGUGAGACGCCCUGUGAAAAGGGAACCUGCAUAGCUCCAAACACAUGCAAGUGCAAUGCGGGAUACCAGAUUAUGGAAGGCACAAAUGGCACAAAGUGCCAACCGAUAUGCGCGAACGGCUGCAUUAACGGCACAUGUGUCGAACCUAAUAUUUGCAAAUGCAACGAGGACUACUGGAUGAGCGCGGACGGGAUCACUUGUCUUCCCAUCUGUCAAAAAGAGUGCGAGAGCAACCACGGAUUCUGUGCCAAGCCGUACGUCUGCUCUUGUCACUUAGGUUACAGAAAUGUUCUCAAUGUGUCCAGGUGUGAACCUAUCUGCGAACGCGAGUGCACGAACGGUUACUGUAUAGCGCCUAACGUUUGCAAGUGCGCGGACGGUUACGAGGUAGACGAGUUCGAUCCGAACUUCACCUGCGGGCCGAAGUGCAGCGAGGGUUGCGUUUACGGCACGUGCACGGCGCCCGAGACUUGCACUUGUGACCACGGUUACAAGGCAGUAAACGCGAGCAUCUGCGAACCGAUUUGCAGCGAACCCUGUAAGAUGGGAGUCUGCGUGGCGCCCGAGAGCUGCGGCUGCAACGACGGUUAUGGACUCAUCGCCGACUCCAAAUACAUUUGCGAGCCGAUCUGUGAAUUCAAUUGCAACAACGGUACGUGCACCGCGCCGGGAGUAUGCACCUGCGACGAGGGUUUCUUUUAUGACAACAGUACAGAAACAGUAUGCAAGCCGCUUUGCGACAUCCCCUGCGGAGCGAAUGGAGAGUGCACAUCGCCCAAUAAUUGCACUUGCUUCGAGGGAUACCACGCGGUUCCCUUAAACACCUCCAAUAUAAUCGACAAUUCUACGGAAGAGUUUCGCUCCAUCUGUCAGCCAAUUUGUGAUUUCGAAUGUGCUAAUGGCAAAUGUACCGCGCCAAACGUAUGUACCUGCACCAAAGGGUAUCGUCCAACUUGGAUCGGGUCUCUCCAACAAUUCCUCUUGUUCGACAACAACACGUCACACAUCUGUGAACCAGUUUGUAACCCUCCCUGUGGGACUAAUGGAAUAUGCACUGCACCCAAUGUUUGCACCUGCAAAGACGGUUACACGAAAAAUAAGGGCGACUAUUGCGUGCCUCUUUGCGCACAGGGCUGCGCUAACGGCACAUGCACGGAGCCAAAUCGUUGCACGUGCAACGACGGCUUCAAGCCGCAAAACGAAAGCGCCUGCGAGCCGAUCUGCGAGCACGGUUGCGAGAACGGUGACUGCGUCGCGCCGAAUGAUUGCGUCUGUCACGAAAACUUUGUGAAAAACACUGGUUACCAUUUCGUGGCGGAAUGCAUUCCCGCGUGCACCCGUAAUUGCAGCGGGCACGGCGAGUGCGUCAUUGAUUAUGAGUACAAUUGCAAUUGCAACUUCGGAUGGAAAGGAUGGGAUUGCGAAGAACCGACUAUGUGUGUUGUAACGAUGAACUUCAGUCAACGCGCUAACUAUAUAACCGAUAGGAUCACGAUCUUUAACGACACGGAUAGCGCAACUGCGCAAACACUCGCGGACGCGCCGUAUUGUUAUCACUGUGAUAGCUUUCUCAGUAACGAAUCGCUCUGCUACAUGGUGUACUCUGACGAAGCCAACGCUACGACUUCAACUGUCAGUUGUUUACUUAGCAUAGACUUGCCUUGUUACACGACACCUCGUUACAACGCUUCGUUUAAUAGUGCCAAAAUAGUUUGGCCCGUCGCCUCUGUCACCAUAUUAAUCGUGAUAGGUUUAACGGCGACAACGUACUUAAUGUAUCGCAGGCAUCAAAGGAAUCAAAGGAAACUGACCGCAGGUAACUCGACGGCCCAUUUAAUGCGAAAUCCUUCCAUCAUCGAAUCUUUAUCCUGCGAAAAUUCAAGUGAAGAAUAAUUCAUAUGAAGAACAUCAACGUAAAGAUAGUCGUUGACUAGUGAUUAAUUAGAUUGUGGUGCUUUAUUGCUUACGCAGCAUUUUCUAGAAGAUUAAUAGCAUUCAACCAAUAGUUGCUAUUACCAACAACGUUGCCGCACGCGAUUCUAAUAGAGUUGAUUAUUUUUUUAAACAAAUGUGUACCAAAAUGUUUCUUAAUAAAGUAACAAAAUGAAACAUUA
Odontomachus brunneus is the source of this 5682-nucleotide messenger RNA. RefSeq lists its product as uncharacterized. The record is from RefSeq and is a predicted model, not a curated record. The transcript has 18 exons. NCBI's taxonomy places the organism in Eukaryota, Metazoa, Arthropoda, Insecta, Hymenoptera, Formicidae. Bases 80 to 5461 code for a protein of 1793 amino acids.